AUCGUCGCGCUGGUCACGGAAGACGUCUCGGCGCAGGCGCGCCAGGUCUUGGCGGAUGGCGGCGUGCGUCCGCUAAGUGUCGCCGCCUGGCGGCGCACGACGGGUGGCCAAGAAUACAUCGUGUCGCUUACAAAGCUGCGCAUCUUCCAAGAGCUCGGGUACGAUCGCGUCAUCUACAUGGACUCGGACGUGAUCGUCGUGAAGAACCUCGACGAGCUCUUCAACCUGCCGCACGCAGUCUUUUGGGCACCCCGUGCCUACUGGCUCGAGGACAAGCAGCCGCAUAUCACGUCGGUGUUGCUCGUCGUGGACCCGGACAAUACGCUCUUCCAGCAUCUCGAGUACGCCAUUGAGAAUGAGGUCCAGGUACUCUUCGACAUGGACGUUCUCAACGAAGCGUGGCGGCAUGUGGCCGGCAUCCUUCCCUCCGAGUUCAUGGUGCUGACGGCGAAUCUCAAGGAAAAUGUGGACAGGUACCUCUUUGGUUACAAGUCGCUCGACGACCGCGUCAACCAUACCUACAUGUAUCAUUUCUCGGGCGGGCACAGCAAGCCGUGGUUGAUGGACUCGGACACGAUCGAGCGCCAACCAGAUGUCAUCCCGCUCUACUACGAUCUGUACCUCGAGUACUGGGCCCAGCGACGGGCCGUAUGCUCCUUUCUGCGAUAA
This is a messenger RNA of Saprolegnia parasitica CBS 223.65, 669 nucleotides long. RefSeq lists its product as hypothetical. The transcript has a single exon. Gene Ontology annotation, molecular function: glycosyltransferase activity. Bases 178 to 669 code for a protein of 163 amino acids. NCBI's taxonomy places the organism in Eukaryota, Oomycota, Saprolegniomycetes, Saprolegniales, Saprolegniaceae. The record is from RefSeq and is a predicted model, not a curated record.